Punctularia strigosozonata HHB-11173 SS5 is the source of this 1374-nucleotide messenger RNA. RefSeq lists its product as uncharacterized. The transcript has 3 exons. The coding region runs from base 1 to 1374 and encodes 457 amino acids. Gene Ontology annotation, molecular function: cyclin-dependent protein serine/threonine kinase regulator activity; protein kinase binding. Gene Ontology annotation, biological process: regulation of cyclin-dependent protein serine/threonine kinase activity. Gene Ontology annotation, cellular component: cyclin-dependent protein kinase holoenzyme complex; nucleus. Lineage: Eukaryota; Fungi; Basidiomycota; Agaricomycetes; Corticiales; Punctulariaceae. The record is from RefSeq and is a predicted model, not a curated record.
AUGCCUGCCUACAUCAUCGUUCAUAUUUUCAUUCCUUUCGCACACCAAGCCGUCGAGUCCCUCGCGGACAUAUGGCCCAAAGACGAUAUACCCGCGGUAUUCAAGACGUCUGGACACGCUCGCGCGGCUGACGCGCCAUCGACACCAGCUGCUGCUGGUCCCUCCCUUCGACCUCGGAAUCUGAACAUGCAGCUGUCGUCCCCGAUUUCGCCCCAUACGCGGUCGCCGGCCUACCAGCUGCACGUCGCACCACCGAAUCCCCCCUCCGCCUCCGCAACACCGACACCCGUUCUCCGCCGCUCAAAGACCUCCGCGACUGUCCUCCAGACUGCAUUGUGCUGCAUCACCGCCGUGCGACCCAAGAUUCCGGAACUCGUCGCACGCGAGAAGGCCGGCCUAGGCGACGCUGACGCGACGCCGAUGGAGGGACGCAUCACUGUCGAGAUACUGACCGACAACGAGCAGAUCAACGUGGACGAUGUCAACAAGGCGCAGAAGACCGCAAUCAGCGGCGACGGCAAGACCGAAUGUUACGUUGUCCAGCUACAGAUGUGCACACCGCGAUCCGAAGGGUGCGAUACCAUCCGCAUCGCGGACGACGAACGCCCCGCGGGUCCAGCACGUGCCGCCAGCUUCAGUGCCGAACCGUUCACCCUCGCCAAACCAAGCAACGUCGACGCGUUCUCGACCUCUUCGACGUCUGCGUCCCAGACGAUGCUCCCGCCUCUCCCCCCGCUCCCGAGCACCCUCCUCUGCCCGCGCCGCACCUUCCUAGCCGCGCUCAUCCUCGCCUCCAAAUUCGCCCUGGACAGGACCUACUCGAACAAGGCAUGGGCCCGCCUUGCCGGCCUUCCCCCCCGCGAGAUUGGCAGAUGCGAGCGCGCCCUUGGCAGCGCUCUCAAGUGGCGCUUAUGGGUCGGUAAACUUCCGGGCGGCGUCAACGCGUCCGUGUUGGGCAAACGCGCGGUUGGCAGAUGCCGCAGCGAGAGCAACUUGUUCGCGAGGGCGGGUAGGGAUAACGCGGUGCCCUCCGUCACGGAGGCCAUCGACUCUGUCGUGCUUGCACCCCCGAAUCCCAAUGUCUGCUCCUUGCCGAACAUCGGACGAUCUCUUGGACGUGCAGCUAUCUUGCCCUCUCUGUCGCUGCCCUCUGUGCCUGAAGGCUGCGUUGCGAGGCUCAAUCAGUCGAGUUGCUCGUCGACGUCAAUGUAUGCGCAGGCCUUUUGGCCAGCCGCUACAUCCGCCGCGCCGCCGCCGUACUCCAACGGCCUCCCUUCAGCCACGUCGACCCCGAUGGGCACCAGCAGCACGUCCAACGCAUUCACUCCACCGCUGACACUGUCACCAAUAAGUAUGAUCUCAAGUUCGGGGUAG